Molecule: messenger RNA, 748 nt
Organism: Scleropages formosus (Asian bonytongue)
Lineage: Eukaryota; Metazoa; Chordata; Actinopteri; Osteoglossiformes; Osteoglossidae
Gene: tfpil
Product: tissue factor pathway inhibitor-like
Exons: 6
Coding region: 6-644 (212 amino acids)
Molecular function (GO): serine-type endopeptidase inhibitor activity
Source: RefSeq, a predicted model, not a curated record
GUAAGAUGAGGCUUAUGCUAAUCUUUGGAAUAUACUUCAUUGGAGUUAUUACUGGAACUGCUUCUUCUGUUGAUGAGGCAAAAUGCAAUCAGCCAGUGGAAGAAGGCACUGGGGACGAGAGGACCAUUAAAUUCUACUAUGAUGCUGCAAAGAGCCACUGUGUUCCAUUUUUCUACUAUGGGCAGGGAGGGAAUGACAACCGUUUUGACACAGAGGUCAGCUGUAUGCAGGCCUGCUCCGACAGACACCAGGAGCUCUACCCCACCGGAGGUGCAGUAUGUGAGUUGCCAAAAGACCAGGGAACGUGCUUGGCCCUGUUUCUGAUGUUCUACUACAACGUGGAGGAGAAGACAUGCCGUACUUUCCACUACAGCGGAUGCGGAGGGAAUGGGAACCGCUUUGAAACCAGGGAAGAGUGUCUACAAACAUGCGCAAAAUCGGGUCGGUCGUCAGGGGAGUCUGGCGCCGAAGGAAACCCAGAUGAAAAGACAGUCGAUACAGGUUUGAUCGUUGGAGUUGUAGGAGGAUGUAUAUUUGUGGCGGCUGUCAUCUCUCUCAUUGUCUUACUCGUUAUGCAAAGAAAGAGCAAGACUAAGGACCGAAAGAAAGUGCCCACAGCUGUUGUAGAGGUUGAGAUGCAGUGACAAUGCAGCAGUCAACAGAACACAGAGACUCUCCCUGUACAAGGCACUGUUUAUCGCCUUUAGCUGAUCUGACUUCAAAACUGUUGCAUUAAUAAUUAUUUUUG